Messenger RNA from Daktulosphaira vitifoliae (grape phylloxera), 1204 nucleotides. It is a transcript of the gene RpLP0, whose product is annotated as 60S acidic ribosomal protein P0. Gene Ontology annotation, biological process: cytoplasmic translation; ribosomal large subunit assembly; ribosome biogenesis. The transcript has 7 exons. The record is from RefSeq and is a predicted model, not a curated record. The coding region runs from base 198 to 1145 and encodes 315 amino acids. Gene Ontology annotation, molecular function: large ribosomal subunit rRNA binding; structural constituent of ribosome. NCBI's taxonomy places the organism in Eukaryota, Metazoa, Arthropoda, Insecta, Hemiptera, Phylloxeridae. Gene Ontology annotation, cellular component: cytosolic large ribosomal subunit.
AUAGUUUUACUAGCUUACCUUACCAUUAUACCGAUACUCGACGUGUACGGUUAUUAUAUACCUCCUAACCAUGUCUUUCUGAGCUACAUGUCGCAACUCGCAACGUGCCUUAAUUGUCGAUUAAUUGAAAUUUUGUCGAUUUAAUUUUUAAGCUGUCGCUUCGUUCUUAAACGUACUUAACAUCUCUACACCACAAGAUGGGUAGAGAGGACAAAGCGGCUUGGAAAGCAAACUAUUUUGAUAAAUUGGUGUCUCUGUUGAAUGAGUUUCCAAAAUGUUUCAUUGUUGGUGCCGACAAUGUUGGAUCAAAACAAAUGCAACAGAUUCGAAUCAGUCUUCGUGGAAAUGCUGUUGUUCUUAUGGGAAAAAAUACCAUGAUGAGAAAAGCAAUCAAAGGACAUAUAGAACAAAAUCAAUCUCUUGAAAAAAUCAUGCCUCAUAUUAGGGGUAAUGUGGGAUUUGUUUUUACAAGUAAUGAUUUAGUUGAAAUCAGAGAUAAACUUUUGGAAAACAAAGUGCGUGCUCCAGCUCGACCUGGUGCUAUUGCCCCUUGUGAUGUAAUUAUUCCAUCCCAAAAUACUGGACUUGGACCUGAGAAAACUUCUUUCUUUCAAGCUCUUUCAAUUGCAACUAAAAUUUCUAAAGGAACAAUUGAAAUCAUUAAUGAUGUGCACAUUUUGAAAGAGGGAGAUAAGGUCGGUGCUUCUGAAGCUACUUUACUGAACAUGUUGAAUAUUUCUCCAUUUUCUUAUGGUUUAGCAGUACAAAUGGUUUAUGACUCUGGUACUAUUUUCGAACCUACUAUUUUAGAUAUUAAACCAGAAGAUUUGCUAAAGACUUUCAUGGCUGGUGUAACUCAACUAACAUCUGUUUGCUUAGCAGUAAGCUAUCCAACUGUUGUAUCUGCUCCACACAUGUUGAUUAAUGGAUUUAAGAAUUUGGUUGCUGUUGCUGCUGAAACAGAAAUUGAAUUCAAAGAAGCUGCUACUUUCAAAGAGUAUCUUAAGGAUCCAUCCAAAUUUGCUGUUGCUGUAGAAGCUCCGGUUGAAAGUGAAGCUCCAAAAGCAGGAAGUACCAAAAAAGAAGAGAAGGUUGAGAGUGAAGAAGAAGAGGACGAUGAUAUGGGCUUUGGUCUUUUUGACUAAGUUUUGUUCAUUAUUUUUGACUUUGCUAAAUUAAAAAAAAAUUAUAUUAAAAAAAAAAA